UCAGCAGAUGGCGAUUUGAGUCUUUCAGGUGAUGUUGCUUGCGUGACGUAUAUUCUAGUGGACGGAACUGGAGGCUUCUUCAACAGCGACAAAAGGCUUCUGAUUCAACCAACGUGGUGGUUUGCUAGCGAACAUUAAACCGCUUUAGACCAAUCUUGUGUAUUUUACUCUUAGUAUUUUGAAUAUAAUUCUGUUUAGUUAUGUACUAGUUCAUUUAAACGUAAUUUGCUUGUUAAAUUAGCAAAUGUGGUAAAUUGAUAAUGCACUAGGCUAAUCGACCGGAGCAUGAGUUCACUAAGCUCGACGGAGAAAGAAGCUCUGAUGAAAGGAGAGAAAGAAGCUCUGAUGAAAGGAGAGGAAGAAGCUUUCAGCUUGAAAAAGGAGGAAGAGGAAGCUAUCACAUUGAAAGAAGAAGAGGAUGAUAUUACAGUGAAAGGGGAAGAUGGGAAAGAGGUUGUCAAAGUGGAAGAGGAGGAGGUAGAAGCUUUCAGAAUCAAAAAGGAUGAAGAUGCCAUAACAUUGAAAGAAGAGAAUGUAGUGAAAGAAGAGGAAGAACCUUUUAGAGUAAAAGAGGAAGAGGAGGCUAUCUCAAUAAAAGAGGAGGAAGACGUUUUGGGAGUGAAAAAGGAGGCUGAAGAUCGGAUUAGAAACAGAGAGAGACGUGACUAUCGUGGAUCCUUUGGGGAGCCUCAACAACAUCCUGAUGCUGACAAGUCAGAGAAGAAUCUCUCCAGAUCAGAACACCAGAUGGUACAGCUUGGUCUGGUCUAGCAUACAGUUUGCUCUAUCGGGGUCUGGGCUGGGUUUCUGUAAAGCACUUCAUGACAACAAUGACAUCAGCAUCCAUAAUGAUAUGUGUCUGUGUCCCCUCUUUAUGGUUACCAGGACAACGCUAGCCCUUCCUCCCUCCCGGAGUCCCCGUGUCAUGCCUCUCCCGGUAGCGCAGUACUGCUGGGUAUGAAGAGGUUGUCUGUGCUGCUGGUGGACUGCAGGAAAACAACGGGGCUGAGUGGAACUGUGAGAGGAGAAGAGAAGAAAGGAUCAGAUUUGACACAUCAAAGAGAAAGACCAGACUCAGAGGAACCAGAGCCAGGGACGUCCAAACCAGCAAGACGACACCAGUGCUCCCACUGUAGAAAGGGUUGUAACCGGUUAUGGGACCUGAAACAACAUGAGAGAAUACACACACGGGAGAAGCCUUACCACUGCCCCCAGUGUGGAAAGGGUUUUAAAUGUAUAGCACACCUGAAAAACCAUGAGAGAAUCCACACAGGGGAGAAGCCUUACCACUGCCCCCAGUGUGGAAAGUGUUUUAAAUUUAUAGCACACCUGAAAAAACAUGAGAGAAUCCACACAGGGGAGAAGCCUUGCCACUGCUCCCAGUGUGGAAAGUGUUUUAACCGGCCUGCGAAGCUGAAACAGCAUGAGAGAAUACACACAGGGGAGAAGCCUUACCACUGCUCCCAGUGCGGAAAGAGUUUUACCAAAUUAGGGAACCUGAAAAACCAUGAGAGAAUACACACAGGGGAGAAGCCUUACAACUGCUCCCAGUGUGGAAAGUGGUUUAACCGGCCUGCGAAGCUGAAACGGCAUGAGAGAAUACACACAGGGGAGAAGCCUUACAACUGCUCCCAGUGUGGAAAGUGUUUUAACCAGUUAGGGAACCUGAAACAACAUGAGAAAAGCCACACAGGGGAGAAGCCUUACAACUGCUCCCAGUGUGGAAAGGGUUUCAGCCGGCCUGCGGAUCUGAAACGGCAUGAGAGAAUACAUACACGGGAGAAGCCUUAACACUGCUCCCAGUGUGGAAAGUGUUUUAACAAGUUAGGGAAUCUGAAACAACAUGAGAAUACACACAGGGGAGAAGCCUUACAACUGCUCCCAGUGUGGAAAGGGUUUCAGCCGGCCUGCGGAUCUGAAACGGCAUGAGAGAAUACAUACACGGGAGAAGCCUUAACACUGCUCCCAGUGUGGAAAGUGUUUUAACAAGUUAGGGAAUCUGAAACAACAUGAGAAUACACACAGGGGAGAAGCCUUACCGCUGCUCCCAGUGUGGAAAGUGUUUUAACCAGUUAGGGAAUCUGAAACAACAUGAGAAUACACACAGGGGAGAAGCCUUACCGCUGCUCCCAGUGUGGAAAGUGUUUUAACCAGUUAGGGAACCUGAAAGAACACGAGAAUACACACAGGUGAGAACCAUUACCACUGCUCCCAGUGUGGAAAGUUUUUCAGCCGGUCAGGGGAGCUGAAACGUCACGAGAGAAUACACACAGGGGAGAAGCCUUGCCAUUGCUCCCAAUGUGGAAAGUGUUUCAACCAGCUGGGGGAGCUGAAAUGGCAUGAGAGAAUACACACAGGGGACUUGCUGUCUUAUAUUGUUGACUGAUAAUGAUUACCUGUUUUUACCAUAUGAACUUGAAUUGUACAAAGUAUACUAAAACAUAUAUUUGUAUGUUUUUAUUAGAAAACAUGAAUUGAAUAUGGAGUUUGAAUAGAGAGUAGGUCAGAUUCUUUCUGUUUUAAAUGGUCUUUUUUUAAACUCUGUGUUUGUGUUUAUCUGUGUGUCAUUCCUCCAGCACUGCAGAUAAUCAAGUGAUAUUUGGAUGUGAUGCAUUUGUUCCGUUGUUUACAUUUGCAAUGUUGGCCCACUGAUGAUUUAAUGAAAUGAAAAUGUUCACAGACUCUGUAAUGCAAAAUGUAAAUUGUAUGUGUCCACAUAUCUGAGUAUGUGACUUGUGGUGGAUGAAUCAGAAUUAGUUGGGUAACAUAGAUAAUUAAGAUGUCUUAUCUGCAUAAUAUGCUGAUGUGAUAUACUUGUUAUUAGAAUGUAUCCCUUCGGACUCUGGUGUUGGCAGUUGCACUUCUUCCCUCAGCUGGGGCUCAGUCACCUGGGGCCCAGAGAGGGGAGAGGUCAGGCUUGUCUUUCACAUGUCCCUGGUGCUAUGCAGAAUAUCAGGAAGGGAAGAGGACAGGAGGGAACAUUGUCUUCAUAUGUGAAUGUAUCUGUUAAACUAUGUGAAGGGAUGGUGUGAUUAAUGGGGAACCAAUUACUGGUUUCCACAAUGUCUGUGCGCAAGUCACUCUCUCCUUUGGCAUUGGGGGGAGGUGUAUGGCAGUGUCGGGAACCAUUGUAUGUCUUCUCUGAUGUUGCACUUAUCCUGGGAUAGUGUAUGACCUAGAGGCUCACUCCCCUCAGUGAGUUUGUCCAGGAGUGGGGUCAAGAAGGGGUUUUACUUGAGAUGGGAGUAUCUAGAGUUGACAAUUGAGUUAUGCCAUUGGAUGAGUUGGUGUUUUUGUGCAAUGAAGUACCAGGAAAGAGAUUAGAACCUCGUCUUAGGGACCAAACUGAAUGAUAAAUUAUAGCGAAUGCUAUCUGGCUACAGGAUACUCCUUUCUCAUUAUAAAGUCUCACUUUGUAAACUGUUCCUAAUAUCUGUGGUUUAUGUCGACUAGGGGGUGGAUCUUUGCUAUAAAAGAUCUCAGUAGCCAUUGUGUUGCCACUCUCAACGGUUCAUUAGAAAUAGUGAAUUGUUGAAAGUCAUUGCAAAGAUCUUAUUAUUAAAGAUGUCGUUUAAGUAUAACUCUGAUUGGUGUGUGAAGUUUUUAAGUAUAACUCUGAUUGGUGUGUGAACUUUGUCUCUCCUCAUUUGGUAAUACAGAAAUUAACCACCACAGACUAACCUUGUGAAACUGUCCUAUUAUAAUCUCCUGUUCCUGGGAGUAUCAUCCUGCGUUGCAAACCAGCUGCACCUGUGUCCUUGUAUGAAUAAAGUCCCUCCCAGGAACAGGAAACUAUAAAGAUAUGUGCUCAUCACCCAAUGCUUCAGGAAUUCAGACUGUCUACACUGUGCUGUGUAACUGUUAUUCUCUCUGAGCUCAGAAAUAAAGAAUCUUGGUUUGA
Messenger RNA from Salvelinus fontinalis (brook trout), 3901 nucleotides. RefSeq names its product gastrula zinc finger protein XlCGF7.1-like. Bases 958 to 1791 code for a protein of 277 amino acids. The transcript is spliced from 3 exons. The record is from RefSeq and is a predicted model, not a curated record. Gene Ontology annotation, biological process: negative regulation of transcription by RNA polymerase II. Gene Ontology annotation, molecular function: DNA-binding transcription repressor activity, RNA polymerase II-specific. Lineage: Eukaryota; Metazoa; Chordata; Actinopteri; Salmoniformes; Salmonidae.